AUGAGCGCCACACAGGUGUGCUGUGCUGCCCUCGGCCGACCUUGGACCUUCGAUGGUCCGACGCCUGCCAUCGUCAACCGUUCUCCGCCACCAAGAUUUUUGCCCGCAUCUAACGGCUCUGUUCAACGGGUCCCGUCGCUCCCCGAUCUCUGCCAAAAUGGAGCCGACUCCCCCGGUAAGUGCGUCUGCGUUUCGGUUUUGCUUUUGUCGUCUACUCUUUCUGUGUUACACGUGCACUCCUCUACUCCUGUCGCGAAUUGUCUUCCCUUGCGUAGAAGACAGAUUGCAGCAGACUCAUUUAACUCAGAGUGA
Messenger RNA from Soboliphyme baturini, 312 nucleotides. Lineage: Eukaryota; Metazoa; Nematoda; Enoplea; Dioctophymatida; Soboliphymatidae. The record is from the annotation of a GenBank genome assembly.